This is a messenger RNA of Vespa crabro (European hornet), 441 nucleotides long. RefSeq lists its product as uncharacterized. The transcript has a single exon. NCBI's taxonomy places the organism in Eukaryota, Metazoa, Arthropoda, Insecta, Hymenoptera, Vespidae. The record is from RefSeq and is a predicted model, not a curated record. The coding region runs from base 1 to 441 and encodes 146 amino acids.
AUGUCUGAGCCCGUGGUACUAGUGGACGCGGGGGUAAUCCCGAUAGACCUACUAGCCCAGGAGAGAAAAUUCGUCCACCAUGAAAGGUCCGCUUUGGGUAAGGAGGAGGCAUCAAUGCUCGCCAGAUCUACCAGCAUCGAAACCUGGCAAAGCAGAUGGGAGCAGGAAACUAGGGACAGAUGGGCUGCCCGACUCCUCAGUCGACUAGAGAAUUUGAUAAACCGGGAGGCGGGAGAGGUAGAUUUCUACCUCACCCAAUUCCUGAAAGAGCAUGGCCUAUUCCGCUCCUACCUCGCAAAGAUGAGGAAAGUAGCAGAUGAUAACUGCCCCUAUGGCGACACAACCGUCGAUGACGCCCACCACACAAUCUUCAUGCAAGUUGGAGCGCCGAACGAUUUGCCUUGUAGCAGGAGAUCGGAGACAUCUCGCCGGAAAACAUAG